UGAUGACAAUUGAUCAAAAUGCGGUUUAUACUACUGCAGAUAAUGUGUACAAUUAUUUAUUAAUUUAUUAAAGAAUAAAAAUUUUCAAAAAUAUAAACAAUUGUGCUUAUGUGAUUUAUUGGAUUUUUUUUAUUUUUAAAGAUUAUUACGUUUGAGUAAUUUUUAUAAGCUUCUUGUAGCUUAUAGAAUGUAAUAUAGAAUUAUAAUAUUGGAAAAUUGUGAAUAUAAAUUGGAAUUAUCAAUUAAUUUUGGUAAAAAUGUCUUCUCAUAUUGAAGCUUCAGAACAAGUCGAAGAAAAUGAACCCGAAACUAUUGAAAAAUGUGUAAAAAAUCCUGAGGCUGAUGAAAGUUGCUCGAAAAGCGACGACUCACAAAUAACAUCGACAAAAGACGCUCCAAAAGACGACAAGGAUGACUUAAACAAGAGUCCUAACUGUAGGAAAAGGAAACAUUCAGAUGACUCGGAAGGCAGUAAUAAAGUAGUAAAAUUGAAUGAAGGACAAAUUGGACAUAACGUCAAUGUACCAUCAGAUUUAUCAAUAGGAAGUUCUAGAGAGGAAAGAACUACAACGGAAGAUGAAAAGUCUUCCGAGCAUUCAAAUGUCGUUGCAGAGCAUUAUAAUUCCCUUGAGGAAAAAGGUUUAUCACAGAGAAAUCAAAGUCGAAUCGUUUAUAUGCGAAAUUUUAAUAAUUGGAUAAAAAGUAUGAUUAUAAAUGAGUUCAUGCAAAAGAUAAUACAAGACAAACGUGUUGGCGAUCCUAUAAAAGUAUUAGACAUGUGUUGCGGGAAAGGGGGAGAUCUUUUAAAAUGGAAGAAAGCCAAUAUUACACAUUUGAUAGCCGCUGACAUAGCCUCUAUUUCAGUAGAACAAUGUCAAAGCCGUUAUAAUGAUUUGACAUCAAAUAGAUCUAGGGAUUCAGGAUUUGCACCUGUUUUUAGGGCUGAAUUUAUCACUGCCGAUUGUACAAAGGUCCGUUUAAGAGAGAAAUUCAAGGACCCCAGCAUGGAAUUGGAUCUAACAAGCGUUCAAUUCGCUUUACAUUAUAGUUUUGAAUCUCUACCGCAGGCAGAGUGCAUGAUAAAAAAUGCCAGCGAGAGUCUACGACCAGGCGGUUUUUUUAUUGGAACAAUUCCCGAUGCCUAUGAAUUAGUAUCACGAUGGCAAAAGAGUGAGGGAAAUAAAUUUGGAAAUGAAGUUUUUAGUGUAGAAUUCCAAUCAGACGAGAAAGAGAAACCGCCUCUCUUUGGUGCCAGAUACAAUUUUCAUUUAGAGGGUGUAGUAAAUUGUCCUGAAUUUCUCGUACACUUACCGACACUUAUUAAAUUAGGGGAAAAAUUUGGCUUGGAACUUGUACUUUAUGAAAGAUUCGAAGAAUUCUUCGAAAGAAUGAAAAAUGAGGGUAAAUCGUUACUAGGAAAAAUGCAGGCUUUAGAAACUUAUCCACCUUAUCAUGAAGCACCGCUUCUUGGUCAACAGACUGUUGAUUAUCAGCACGCAAAUAAUUAUAUGCAAGAUUCGGUGGGACACCGAAAAAUUGGAACACUCUCGCAGUCAGAAUGGGAUGCGAUAUCCCUAUACGCAGUAUUUGCGUUUAAGAAGAAAAGAACAACAUGGACUGCGGAUGCAAAACCAGAAUAUACGUAAAUUGAAUUUAUUUCAAACACCGUAUUACACGAAAAUUGUAUAAAAAAUUAUGAAAUUGAAUCAAUUUGUUUUAAAAAAAUUGUGCAUUGAUAAAUAAUAUGAAUUGUGUGAUGUAAAUCGCGUCUUGUUUUUAACUAUUUUGUUAUUGUAGAUGCAUACGUCAAUUAAUUGUAGAAUAAUUUGUUUUUUGACAGCGAAUUUUUCUUGGUGAAUUGUAUACAAAUUUUUAAACAAUGAAUUUUUAAUUUAUAAA
Molecule: messenger RNA, 1899 nt
Organism: Leptopilina boulardi
Lineage: Eukaryota; Metazoa; Arthropoda; Insecta; Hymenoptera; Figitidae
Gene: Rnmt
Product: mRNA cap guanine-N7 methyltransferase
Exons: 7
Coding region: 258-1646 (462 amino acids)
Biological process (GO): 7-methylguanosine mRNA capping
Cellular component (GO): nucleus
Molecular function (GO): mRNA 5'-cap (guanine-N7-)-methyltransferase activity
Source: RefSeq, a predicted model, not a curated record